Molecule: messenger RNA, 1478 nt
Organism: Limulus polyphemus (Atlantic horseshoe crab)
Lineage: Eukaryota; Metazoa; Arthropoda; Merostomata; Xiphosura; Limulidae
Product: tRNA wybutosine-synthesizing protein 5-like
Exons: 7
Coding region: 194-1054 (286 amino acids)
Biological process (GO): wybutosine biosynthetic process
Molecular function (GO): tRNA binding; 2-oxoglutarate-dependent dioxygenase activity
Source: RefSeq, a predicted model, not a curated record
CACAGACCGUCCUGCCACUCACGGAUUAUCUUUUAAUUUUUAACUUUUAAGCUUUUGAGUUUCGACUUUUGUGAUGAGUGAUCCUAGUGCUACAAAUUAAGCCUUCGUUUGAAUAGUUCUGAACUUUGCAUUACGUGUUUGCACAUUUUACUAUUACUUCACCCCCUGUUGAUGGACCUUCACUAAAUUUGGCAUGAAGAGAGUUCCAGCAGUUUUGAAAAAUGUAAACAUUGGUAAAUGUACAGAAAGAUGGACAGCAGAGUAUCUAGCUGAACAAGUUGGAAAUCAACCAGUUAAAAUCCAUGUAUCCACAUCAACAAAGUUGGAUUUUGUAAAUAAAAAUUUCCUUUACAGAACUUUGCCUUUUGGUGAACUUAUUGCAAGAGCAGCAGAGGAGAAACAUUCAAAUUACUUUUUAGAUGAGAAAGAAUUUUAUUACAUGAGAUCACUUGGAGAUGACCCACGUAAAGAUGUAGCUGACAUCAGAAGACAGUUUCCAGGCUUAGCUAAAGAUAUAACCUAUUCUGAUAUAUUCCCUGAAAAGCAGUUUUUCUCCUCUGUGUUUCGAAUUGCUUCAAAAGGCUUGUGUUUAUGGACACAUUAUGAUGUAAUGGACAACUUACUUAUCCAAGUAAAAGGCAAGAAAAAUGCUGUUCUGUUUCAUCCAAAUGAUGUGUCAUACAUGUAUAUGAAUGGUGAUAAAUCUGAGGUACUUGAUGUUGAAAAUCCAGACCUUGAGAAAUAUCCAGAGUUUAUCAAGGCCACUAAGUACACCUGUACUCUGGACUCUGGAGAUAUUCUUUUUAUUCCAGCUCUUUGGCUACACAAUAUGACCUCCCUUGAGUUUGGUGUAGCAGUAAAUGUCUUUUGGCGUCACCUGGAAGAGAAUAUGUAUGACAAGAAAGAUCCAUAUGGAAACAAGGAUCCCCAUCCUGCUGCUACUGCACUUACAUUCUUGGAGAAAGCUUUAAAGACAUUAAAACAGUUGCCUGAUGACUACAGAACAUUUUACAGCAAGCGCAUGAUAUCCAGAAUUCAAGACACUAUAUCAUGAUAUUCUAUUAAAGUUUUAAUCUUUUAAGAAAUUAAAGAUCUUACAACAUUAAAUUAUUUAUAAGAAUCUAUUGUAACAUUCUCUUUAAUUGUUUGUUGUCCCCAUGGUAGGGCAGCAAAAAGUUCAUGGACUUGCAGUGUUAAAAUCUGGGGUUUGAUUCCUGCAGUAGACACAGCAGAUAGCCCAGUACAGGAAUAUAUGUAUUGCAGUUCUCAGCAUAAAUUUAUACGUAUAUUUAGUUUAACUUGAUUUGUUAACUUGAAUUUAUUCUUUGAGAAAAAACUAAAUAUUGUGUAUGUAGAUUUGAAUGUACCAUUUCUUUCUUUUCUUGUUAUACAAUUGAUUAUUUUAAUGUAUUUUCACUUUUCUAGAAAUGAUGGCAAGUUCCAAAUGAGAUUUGAAUAUUAAAGAAACAAUACCCUUC